Molecule: messenger RNA, 456 nt
Organism: Rotaria sp. Silwood2
Lineage: Eukaryota; Metazoa; Rotifera; Eurotatoria; Philodinida; Philodinidae
Source: the annotation of a GenBank genome assembly
CCCCCCCACCCCACACCCCCCGCCCCCCACCCCCACACCCACCCACCCACACCCACCCACACCCCCACACCCACACCCACACCCCACCCCCACCCACACCCACACCCCUACAUGGCAACAGGUAAAAUGCCAUCGAGUACUAAAACAGGAGGAGCCUUUGUACAUGUUCCUAAAGUAACUCAUGAUACUGAACAACGUGGUCAAAUUCAUCUUCUAUUUUAAGAUGUUACAAGACAUACUACUCAAGGUCAACGUACUCCUUUUAACAUAAUAAGUAAACAACUAAAUUCAUAUAGAACAACGAUUAAUUUAAGAACUCUGGAGGAUGUCAUUAUUCGUAAAGAUAUUAAUGAUGAACCAAUACAAAUAUCAUCGACAUGUGUUGAACUUGAUAGAGAAGUGGUAACAGUUAUACUUGAAAAUCUCAUUUUUUGUCACCAAGAAGAAUCAAAUUGA